CAGAAAGCGGAGAAUCUCUGCAGAACUUAAGCCUGAAACACCGCUGUUUCGUCGCGGAUGCCUCAAGUCCCAGUCCGCGUCUUGUCCAUGAGCCUUUUUCGUCGUUUCCCGCGCUGCACACCGGCUUCCCGUCUUUCUUUUUCACAAGGAAAGACGAUGUGAACCGCCGAACGUCUCCGCACGCGCCGGUGGCACGUGACUCUGCCGCCCCUGAGGCCGCCGUAGCGAAAAACCACCCGACCUCCGCAGAAGAAAUCAUGUGAAAAUCGACACACACACGGAAUGUAAGUGCAACUCUCCUACACCGGAUGCAUACUCUUCUUGUGUCGCCUCGUUCCGCUCCACACACGCUAACGCACAGCCGCAGAUCUACCAAUACAUGUGUAUAUAGGUGUGUAUUUUCUGAGCUGUUCGGAGGCGCAAGUGCACGGAUAGCAGAAAGCGGGGCAUGUGGGUUGUCUCUGCCUCCUGUAUUUUUCUGAAUGUAACUCCACACAGAGGUAUGCAGAGUGUAAGGUGUGGCUAGGAGAGUGGCGUCCAUGUCCACCUGUUUUUUUUUUCGCGGACCUAUGUUGUAGAUUCACGAAGCGUUUUCGGAAGGGCUGCGAACGCAGUCUCGCAUUUCCUCACUCGAGUAAAGGGUGCAUUUCUAAAGGUGGAGACUUCGUUAUGGUUAGGAGAGUCUGCGCAUGUUUUCCGCAAAGUUCUAUUUCGACAAAGAUUUGACAACUUCAGAGAGUUCCUGCGGGCGACCUUGACUCCGCUGCCGCCUGAAGCACUGGCAACAGACGGCUCUUCUUCGACCUCGGGGCAUCUCGGAUCCAAACGUUUUCUUUCUUCUGCGGCGUUCAGCAAAGCCGCAACUUGACGCGCCUCCUUUCUCUCUCCCACCACGUCGAUGUAUGUACGCGUCGGAGUGUCUUCUUCGUUUCCCGCUCUCUCCGACUCUCUCGUCUCUCCCGCUUGUCCGCUGGUCACUCCACAGCCUCCUCGCCCUCUUAGCGGAUCUACAAGCCUUCACACUGUCUCCGUUGUUUGUCAAUUCGUUUUUCUCUUCGAACAUGCGCGUGUGGAAGUAAACACAUACAUUCUACAUACAUAAUACGUGCAUAAUGCAUAUAUGAAUACAUUUAUGUGUAUGCAUAAGUAAACAUAUAUGCAUACAUAAAUACAUGCAUGUAUAUAUAUGUACAAUUGCAUGUGUCUACAUGUACAUCAUCCCGUGAAUGUAUAAAUGGACUGUAUUGGUGGGGUCAGUUGCUACGUCUUUAAAAGCGCUCAGGUGGUCCGUGCGCGGCGUUUUCAUCGAGAGACGGAACUGGGUGCUUUUGCGAGGCGCGAGUUUCUCGAACUCGCAAGAAUGGAGGCCUGAUAGAUCUCUUUGCAUAGAGAUCUUCCUGGAAGCAGGCAACGACACAAACGUUUGUCAGCCAGGUCGCGAGGAGACUCUUGUGCGUCCCAGCGGAGCUCCUUUUUCGGCGAGAAAACUCACGGGUCAGAAGCCUCCGGGCGUGGAAGAGAAGCGACGGGGGACCUGACGCGGUCCGUGGUCCUUCUUCUCUCCAGGUUCCUCGCCGACGCGUCUGGGAAGAUCCUUCAUUUUUCUGAAUCUUCGUGAGAUCAAACCACCUGCAUCUCGCGACACACGCAUCUUUUUCUUCGUCUGCGACUCCGCUUUCGCUCUUUCCGCCCUCUGACCGGCCACGUGCCGGAGACGCAGCUCAACUAGCCACUCGCUCGGGUGUAUGUACACCCGAGGCGAGCUGAGAGACGAGGCCGUGGUCGGUCGGCGAAGGGCAGGUUUCGCGGCAGCUGCCCCAGGUUCUUUUCUCGGGGUUUCACGGCAGCCGCAGCCACCAUGGACGCGACUCAGGCGGCGGCUCUGAAAGAGCGGGGAAACCUCUGCUUCAAGAAAGGCAUGUUUCAGUCGGCCGUGGAACUCUACACGAGGGCGAUCGAGUGCGAUGGGAGCUGCGCCGUCUACUUCACCAACCGCGCUCUCUGCUACAAGAAGAUGGGCAAGUGGACCCUCGUGCUGAACGACUCCAGGGAAGCCAUGCAACUUCAGAAAGACAACGUGAAAGCCUACUUUCUCAUGGGCGAAGCGCUGCUCAACCUCGGUUCGCUAGACGAGGGCCUUCAGUAUCUCGUCAAGGCGCGAGGUCUGGCGACUGCGGCCACGCCCAUCAGUCAGGAAAUCGAAGACGCUAUUCAUCACGGAAACAAGCUGCGUUUUUCUCAGCAGCGAGAGCAACGAGCGACGGAACGCGCUGAACUUGCUGCUUUCUUGCGGAACUCACUGGAGACUCUGUACACCACCGGCGGAGUGUCACAUGCAGAGUUUGAGCUGCGCAUGCAACAACUCGAACGCGUUUUCGAAGAAGCCGAGGAGACGUCGAAGCCCUUCGAAGUGCCAGACUGUCUCUCAUGCAGUAUCUCCAUGGCAAUUAUGAACGAUCCGGUCAUUACCCCGAGCGGCAUCACAUACGAGAAAAGUCUUCUUCUCGAACAUCUGCGACGCAAUGGACAUUUCGACCCAAUCACUAGAAAACCGUGCCCGCCAGAUGCUCUCGUCCCGAACUACGGCAUCAAGGAAGCCAUAAAGUGGUUUUUGGGGAAGUAUCCUUGGGCGUACGGCACCUAGAACUCGGACUCCACUCCGUGAGGUCUCAUCGACGAACAACUCACUGGCUCUGCAGCUAGACAAGCACACGUGCAUCUGUACGUGGCCGUGAAAGCCCUCGUGUGCCUUGGUCGGUAUCAAGUCAGCGCGGAUCGUGUGCUUUUAUAGUUUUUCACUAGUCGCCGCCACACGUAAAAAUGGGCCUCCCAGAAUGAAGGCCUCAGAUAUCUCGAAAAUGAGGGAGGCCUCGACUGUCUAAAACUGGUGUACCUGUUUCUGAAUGUCCUGGUGUCCGUUCGGGUAAAUGCACAUGCACACACGCAUCAGGCGGUUUGGUCGAAAGCUGGAGCGUUCUCGAACUUGAGCUGCGGCAGCCGCGCAUGCAACGACGGAAAAACAACUUUGUUUAGAGGAUGGAAAGCGGCCGGCGCGAGGGGCUUCGGGUGUGUGCCACGGGGUAUCGUCGCUCUAGGUUGAAAACAUUCCACAAGGGGUUGCAUCAUCGUUUUUGUGAGAUUCGCACGCGGCAAGACUGAAGCGCGCCGUUGUCGCCCGUCCAAGCCCCGAGCACCUCGCUUUUCUCGGAAAAGUGUUUGCGACUAUGCCGCGGAAACAGACCUGUUUUCGCUGGCUAGUCCUGCUAAAAAAGUGAAGAGCAGCCGACGUGUUGCCUGAUGGAAAACGGAAGGAAAUGCAGAAGCACAGUUGGAACGCGAAUCUAGGAAGUAUCCAUCCACAUUUUUCGCGGGCUGGAUCCGAGUCUUUUCGCGAUGUGUCCGAACCAAGUCCGUUAAUUCAGGAACGCGGAACUGGAUUCUUUUGUUCGAAGUGGUCGGC
Molecule: messenger RNA, 3460 nt
Organism: Toxoplasma gondii ME49
Lineage: Eukaryota; Apicomplexa; Conoidasida; Eucoccidiorida; Sarcocystidae
Product: tetratricopeptide repeat (TPR)-/ U-box domain-containing protein
Exons: 7
Coding region: 1859-2644 (261 amino acids)
Biological process (GO): protein polyubiquitination; proteasome-mediated ubiquitin-dependent protein catabolic process; positive regulation of proteolysis
Cellular component (GO): cytoplasm
Molecular function (GO): protein-folding chaperone binding; ubiquitin protein ligase activity
Source: RefSeq, a predicted model, not a curated record